This is a messenger RNA of Tripterygium wilfordii, 6020 nucleotides long. RefSeq lists its product as uncharacterized. The transcript is spliced from 15 exons. Gene Ontology annotation, molecular function: cysteine-type deubiquitinase activity; protein binding. The record is from RefSeq and is a predicted model, not a curated record. The coding region runs from base 305 to 5227 and encodes 1640 amino acids. Lineage: Eukaryota; Viridiplantae; Streptophyta; Magnoliopsida; Celastrales; Celastraceae. Gene Ontology annotation, biological process: protein deubiquitination.
AUUAAGGUCUUUGGGACUUAAUCAGAAUCCAAUUGCAUAAAUAUAUAAAAUCUCUUCUCCCUCAUCAUCAAAUCGAAAGCCUCACACCAACACCAUCGUCUUCCUCACCUUUCCCUUCAAUGACACGCACUCUCCACUCUCAGCCUCCUCGAUUCUCCCGUCGAUCACUUUCCGUCUUCUUCACUCUUCAUUUCUCUCUCUAGAAAAUUCCAAGUAAGUCUCUGUAAACUCUCCCCCCUCUCUCUUUAUCUUGUUUAUUCGUAGAUGCAUGUGAAUCCGAUUUUGUACUAUUGAACUCCAAUUGAUGGGGCAUAAGAAGAAAAAUCCUGCUCCUCGCUCCAAACCAUCACCGACGGCGGUGGCUUCUCCGGCCGCCGCUGAUUUUGUCGAAUCCGAUAAUUCUAUUGUACUAAACCCCAUUCCCGGGACCAAGACGACGGAGCCGUUGUCAGAAAUGGACGGUUCGUCUUACCCGGCCAUAAAGCUUGAAUGCGAGCGAGCCCUAACUGCACUCCGCCGCGGGAAUCACACUAAGGCUCUCCGCCUCAUGAAGGAGUCCUGCAUCCGUCACGAGAAUUCCGCCCUCAUUUACCGCGUCCAGGGCACUGUUUGCGUCAAGGUCGCUACUAUAAUCGACGAACCAUUGGUCAAGCAGCGCCACCUGCGCAACGCCAUCGACUCUGCUAGAAGGGCCGUUGAGUUGUCGCCCAAUUCGAUUGAGUUUGCUCAUUUUUACGCCAAUCUGCUCUACGAGGCUGCUAAUGACGGUAAGGAGUACGACGAGGUCAUCCAGGAGUGUGAGCGUGCACUGGCCAUUGAGAAUCCGGUGGAUCCUGCCAAGGAGAGUUUGCAGGAGGAGAGUCAGCAAAAGAUAUCAAACACUGACGCGAGGGUUGCCCAUGUUCAGAGUGAACUUAGGUCGUUGAUUCAAAAAUCAAGCAUUGCCUCGAUUUCAACUUGGAUGAAGAAUCUCGGGAAUGGUGAGGAGAAGUUUAGGUUGAUUCCCAUAAGACGAGUGGUGGAGGAUCCAAUAAUGGAGGUUAAAUUGGCACAAGCAAGGCGGCCCAAUGAGAUUAAGAAGGCUACAAAAACACCUGAAGAAAGAAGGAAGGAGAUUGAAGUGAGAGUGGCUGCUGCAAGGCUUCUGCAGCAGAAGUCUGAGACAGAGGGGCAGUUUCCAAAUGAGGGAGAUAGAAACGGUGAUAAGGGAUUGGACUUAGGGUCAGGGAAUGGAGGACAAAGAGGAGGGAGGAGGAAGAAUGCAAGGAAGAAUGGGUCUACCGCUGCAGAGAGAAGGGACUGGGUUAGAUCGUAUUGGAAUUCUAUGAGUAUGGAUGUGAAAAGGGAUUUGCUUAGAAUUAGUGUUUCUGAUCUCAAAGCUUACUUUGGGUUGUCGAAGGAUGGGUCAGCCAAGGAGGUUCUAUCCGAGGCUUUGGCUUUUUCCAAGGAAACUAGAACUUGGGAGUUCUGGAGUUGCUGUCGAUGCAAUGAAAAGUUUACUGAUUCGGAGGCUCACAUGCAUCAUGUGAUGCAGGAGCACAUGGGGAACCUGUUACCUAAAUUCCAGUCAGUUUUACCCCCAAAUAUUGAUAACGAGUGGAUUGAGAUGCUUCUAAACUGUUCCUGGAAACCUUUAGAUAUUACAGCUGCAGUGGAAAUGCUUUGUAAUCAGUCAAAGUGUCGAAACUCUGAUGAUUUCUACUCGAGUAGACGUGCUGAGGAAAGUGAUGACUGCUUCAAAGAUGCUUGGGAUUCCACCUCUGAUAAGGAGAAUUUGGUGGAUUGUCACAACUGUUUUGCUGUUGAAAAUGUGAAUAAUGAAUGUUACAAAAUCUCAAGCUUUGAGUGUAAGGAAUGUGAUGUGAACCAGACACCAGUGGCAUGUUCCAGUUCUGAUGGCUGGCCAGUAUCUGAUGAUGCAGAGCGUGCAAAGCUCCUUGAAAGAAUCUAUUCCUUAUUUGAGGUGCUUAUAAGGCAUAAAUAUCUUGCUGCAAGCCAUCUUAGCAAGGUGAUACAAUUCACCACGGAUGAGCUACAGAAACUUGCUUCUGGCUCUCAUCUUCUGAAGCAUGGAGUCAGCCAAACGCCCAUUUGUAUCUGCUUUUUGGGAUCUUCCCAGCUGAAAAAAGUUCUCAAGUUCUUACAGGAAUUAUCACAUUCUUGUGGUUUAAGUAGAUAUUCUGAGAAAAGCAGUCCUGUGGAUGAUGAAAAUGGCAGUAAUCAAGGUGUUGAAAUUAAAGAGAAUAUUGUUCUUGAUGGAGAUGCAUCCUUUCUUCUUCUGGAUGAACAUCUAUUGCGAACUGAAUAUCCUUCUAGUAUGUGCCAUGAUGUUUCCACAGAUGACACGACUGGAGCUACUCCUGCAAACUUUGCUUGUGAAAAUGGCAUUGUGCCUGAUGCUGAUUCCUUACUUUCCUGGAUAUUUUCUGGCCCCUCGAGUGGGGAACAAUUGGCAUGGUGGAUGCGCACAAAAGAAGAGAAAACUCAGCAGGGGAUGGAAAUACUGCAGAUGCUUGAGAAAGAGUUUGGCCACCUCCAGAACCUUUGUGAGAGAAAAUGUGAGCAUUUAAGCUAUGAGGAGGCAUUGCAAGCAGUGGAGGAUCUAUGCGUGGAACAAGGUAAGAAGAGGGAGACUCUUACGGACUUUGUCUACGAAAGCUAUGACUCUGUGCUUAGGAAGCGAAGGGGAGAGCUUAGUGAAAAUGAAAAUGAUGUUAUGUUCAUCGGUGGCAGUAGGUUUGAAUUAGAUGCUAUAACAACCGUUUUGAAAGAAGCCGAAGCUAUGAAUCAGUGUGGAUAUGAGGAAACUUGUGCUGGUGUGACUUCUCAGUCACGUGACUUGGAAUCGGGUGAAGAUGAUCACUGGAGGACCAAGGAUUAUUUCCAUCAAGCGGAUACUUGCAUUGAAGUUGCAAUCCAAAGACAGAAAGAGCAGUUAUCAGUAGAGCUUAGCAAAAUUGAUGCACGGAUCAUGCGGAAUGUUACUGGGAUGCGGCAGUUGGAACUCAAACUUGAGGCCAUUGCUGCACAUGAUUAUCUGUCAAUGUUAUUGCCUCUAGUGAAAUCAUACAUGAGGGCACAUUUGGAAGAUUUGGCUGAGAAAGAUGCCACGGAGAAAUCUGACGCUGCUAGAGAAGCAUUCUUAGCAGAACUUGCGCUUGAUUCUAAGAAGGGUGCUCGGGGAAUUGAUAAUAUGAGACAGACACAGGAUAGGGCAAAGGAUAAGAAAAAGAACAGAGAGUUUAGGAAAAUCAAGGAAUCAAAGGGUGCUGGCGGUUCCGAGCAGCACAUGCUUCAUGAUGAAACUAGUUUGCGGGUCAGUCUAGUUGAAUCUCAAGCAGCAUCUGAUGAUGACGAUCAAGAUCCUGAGAUUCCUGUUCCUGUGAAUGAUGAGAAUUUGAAACAACAGGAAGAGGAAUUCAGACGUAAAAUUGAGCUUGAAGCAGAGGAGAGAAAACUUGAAGAAACUUUGGAAUAUCAAAGGCGGAUAGAGAAUGAGGCUAAGCAGAGGCAUCUUGCUGAACAAUAUAAGAAAAUUACGCAAAAAGUUCCAGUGAAAGUGGCUGAGGGGCUACACGAUUCUUACUCGGCAUCUGUCACUUAUGAGACAGAUUUGCAUGGGCUGUUGGAUCCUCAUACUCAGGAAUUGUUGUCAGACAACAGUGGUUUUCCAAACAAUUUAGAAGGCAUACAUAUGAAUAGUGUAAAGGGUGCUGCAAGCUCUCCUGGAUUGCAGAAGAUUAGUACUAACUAUCAUACAAAAGCUAAACAAGAGUUACCUAAUGGAGUUCUGACUUCUGAGCGACGGACUGGAAGAAAAGGCAGGCGGCAGAAGAGUACAACCAGAUCGCCCGAUGGAAGGUAUCAGGCAAUUUCAUCUGAGAAGGGAAAUAUUGGAGUUGGAACUUCACUUGUUGAUGGUUGCUUAAAAGAGCAGGUCAACUUGCGUAAUAGUGAGUCUGAUGUUGUUACUCCUGGAUUGGGAGACAAUGGAACGAAGACACUGAGACAACUACAAGCUGAGGAGGAUGAUGAGGAGAGGUUCCAAGCGGACCUUCAACAAGCUGUACGGCAAAGCCUUGACACAUACCAAGCACAUCAGAAAAUGCCCUUGGUUUCAAGUUUGAAGGUGCCGCAAGUGAACACUCUGGAAGCUAAUAAUUUUGGCGUUUCACCAAAUGAAAUCACCACUGAAAACGCAAAUGGAAUUGAUGUAUAUGGUACAGGCCUGAAGAAUGAAGUCGGAGAAUACAAUUGCUUUCUGAAUGUUAUUAUUCAGUCAUUGUGGCAUCUAAGACGGUUUCGAGAUGAGUUCUUGAGGAGCUCUGCUGCAGAGCAUGUUCAUGUGGGAGAUCCUUGUGUUGUUUGUGCUUUAUAUGAUAUUUUUACAGCUCUGAGUACUGCAUCUGCUGAUACACAAAGGGAACCUGUUGCCCCUACUUCUUUGAGGACAGCUUUAAGCAAUUUGUAUCCUGAUAGUAAUUUUUUCCAAGAGGCUCAGAUGAAUGAUGCUUCUGAAGUAUUGGCUGUACUUUUUGAUUGCCUUCAUCGAUCAUUUACACCUGGUUCAAGUGUUUCUGAUAAUGAAUCAUUGGAUAGUAAUUGCACGGGGGGUUGGGAUUGUGCAAAUGAUGCUUGUAUAGUGCAUUCACUUUUUGGAAUGGACAUCUUUGAACAAAUGAAUUGCUGCAGCUGUGGUGUGGAGUCCAGACAUCUGAAGUACACUUCAUUCUUUCAUAAUAUAAAUGCAAGCGCCCUCCGUACAAUGAAGGUUAUGUUUCCCAGAAGCUCCUUUGAUGAACUUUUAAAUUUUGUAGAGAUGCAUCAUCAGUUAGCUUGUGAUCCUGAGUCUGGCGGCUGUGGUCAGCCCAACCAUAUCCAUCACUUUCUUUCCAAUCCGCCAUAUGUUUUUACCACAGUUUUGGGAUGGCAGAAUACAUGUGAGAGUGCUGAUGAUAUAGUGGCUACAUUGGCAGCCCUAAGUACUGAGAUUGAUAUCAGUGUCCUUUAUCGUGGUCUAGAUCCAAAAAACACACAUAGCUUGGCUUCCGUGGUUUGCUACUAUGGGCAACAUUAUCAUUGCUUUGCCUUUAGUCACGAGCAGGAAAAGUGGAUAAUGUAUGACGACAAGACUGUCAAGGUGGUUGGUGGCUGGACCGAUGUUCUUACCAUGUGCCAAAGAGGGCACUUACAACCUCAAGUUCUGUUCUUUGAAGCUGUAAACUAGUUUUUUGGUGGAACUUUUCUGCUAAUUUCUUCAGUAAAUACCAAUGAGUUAAAUGUGGCUUGGGCUUUAGUGAGGCUUGUCCAUAGCGAUGCAUUGCACAGCUUACUCCCAUGAAAAACUCAGAUAGUAGAAGCUCACUGCAUUUCUCUCAUAAAGUGAGAAAAGUUUGGUAGGCAAGUGCAAAGUUGUGUAGUACAAAAGCAAAAAUGUUGUGAUACAGUCUAGAGUUUUUGUCAGGAUAAACUGAUUUCUAUAGAAGGAUGAUACAUGAAAGAGAUUUCAUUUUAAAUUGAAGAAAGCUGAUAAGACAGGAGCGUGAAGAAUAGAUUUUGGCGCUCUUGCUCUUGCCAUAUUCUUGGAUCCUUCCAAUAAGUUGGUUUGGCUGAGUAGUAGUGGAUCCCUGAUUGUCUGGCCUGGAGGAGCAUAUCUUCCUGUUUUUCUCAUGGUGAUCAUUGCCAGUUCCUGCCAGAAGCACGCACUAUUUUUGAGUAGAGUUUAGAUAAUUGGAUGCAAAAUCCCUGUCGGAUUUCUUUUUUAGUAGUAUAUCUUCUUUUGAAAAACAAGAGGUCCUUGUAUACAUCACAUCAUGGACUCAACACCUCCUUGUGCAGCUUAUUGUUAAAUUUAUUAUCUUAUCAUGAUGCUGUUACAAUAGUGACUUGUUACUUUAUGAAAGCCGAAUGUCUUCACUCUGAACUUUGCCAUAAGGCCACCAUCUGAAUACAUUGUGCAUUUAUGUGAUGUAAGAGCUUUAUUUUGCCGCCUUAAGGGCCUAAUGAGAUGAAUUGACCCA